Physcomitrium patens is the source of this 2261-nucleotide messenger RNA. RefSeq lists its product as uncharacterized. Lineage: Eukaryota; Viridiplantae; Streptophyta; Bryopsida; Funariales; Funariaceae. The record is from RefSeq and is a predicted model, not a curated record. Gene Ontology annotation, molecular function: RNA binding.
UGAGUGUUUUUGUGUGCGAGAUUUUUUUUUUUUUUAAUUUUUUUUUUUUAAUUUUUCUUUAUUUUCCUCAUGUUCGACUCUUAGUGAAUCCCUCUUCCAUUUCCUCACCAAUUUUUUCCUCUUCGUUAGUGUCUCUCAACUCGGUAGGAGCUUCUCCUUUGCAUCAGUUCUUGCAUCGUGCCUUCCUUGUAUUAUGGCUCACGAUGGCGAAGUUGUGGCCACGGAAAAUCGCGAGGAGCAAACCCCUCGCUCGGAGAAGAAGCGUAAAUUUGACGAUACGGCGGACAACGAGGAGCCUGUGCUUGGUAACACGAAUGGGAACAGCUUGGACGGUGGAGAAUCAGGCCCUGCCCCCGUCGUUUCGUAUAAUAAUGUGCCACCGCCGCUUUCAGAGUUUGAGAUCGCGAAGCAGAAGGCUGCCCAGAUAGCCGCGAGGUUGGUCGGGGCUGAGGCCAAGCGGCCUCGGACGGAAGAAACUAGUGCGGAGGAUCACAGUGCGCCUGUGCGCCCGAAUGGCUUGGAUCUGGGCGAAACCUUUGCUGAUGACAAUUCCAAGCAUAACCACGAACAGCCUCCGGAAGAAAAUUCUUCUUUCCAUCAGUUUCAGCAACAUCAAGAGUACCAGCAACAUAAUCCUCAGCAGUUUCAUCAACCUGCUCACCUUGAUUCUCAGCAGUACCAUCAGCCUCCUCAACAUGGUUCUCAUCAGUAUUACAACCAAGGCGGUCCUCAUGAAUCAAGAAAGAUCGAGGUGCCAAAUUCUAAGGUUGGACUUGUUAUUGGCAAGGGAGGCGAGACCAUCAAGUACUUGCAACAUCAAUCUGGUGCUCGUAUUCAAGUGGCAAGGGAUGGUGAGUCCGAUCCUCGCUCGUCAACACGGCAAGUAGAGCUUAUGGGCACCCCUGAGCAGAUCAGUAGAGCGGAGCAGCUUGUGAAAGAUGUCAUUGCUGAGCAGGCCUCCACUGGGGCUCCUGGCGGUGCAUUCGGUGGUCGUAGUUUUGGCGGUCAUGGGGGAGAGCAAGUACAAAUUAAAGUUCCGAACAACAAGGUUGGAUUGAUCAUUGGAAGAGGUGGGGAGACGAUUAAAAGCCUUCAGAGUCGUUCCGGAGCUCGAAUUCAGGUGCAAAAUGACUCUGAGACUGAGCCAGGGGCCACCGAGAGGGUGGUUACGCUCAUAGGAAUCAAGAAGGUUACUGAUAUGGCGUAUGAAUUGAUUAAGGAAGUAAUUGACGAGAAUCGUACCUCAAGACCUCCAGGUGGCUACAACCUACAGUAUGGUUCUGGAUACAGACCCUCAGGGCCUCAGCAAUGGGGUCCACCGGGUGCCCCUCCACCUUAUGGAUACCAGCAGCCUGCUCAUUAUCCUGGUCCUCCCCAACCAUAUCCGCAAGCACCCCCCCAAGCUUAUGGUCAAUUUUCCCAACAACCUCCUGGCGUUUAUUCUUCUGGUUGGGAGCAGCGGUCACCUGCAUCUGCUACACAGGCUCAACAACAAUCAUCUUAUGACUACUAUGGGCAGCAAAAUCAGCAGGCACAUCAACCGCCUCAGGGUGCAACAAAUCCUCCUAAUUCUGCUGGCUAUAAUCAGCAAAGUUACUACCAAGGUUACCAGCAACAGUCUGCUCAAGCUCAAACAUACGGUGAUCCGGCUACAACAUACAGUCAGCAAAGUUACUCUCAGCAGGCAUAUGUCCAACCACCUUACAGUGGAUAUUCAUAUGCUCCGCCUGCUCAAGGUGACCAGCAAUCGUAUGGGCAACAAGGAUAUCCUGCUUAUGGACAAAGUCAAACUGGCUACACUGCCACAUCUGGAGAGACAACAGCUCCACCUGCUACAAGUGGCUACGAUUAUAAUUCAGCUGCUGCUGGAAGUGUGCCUGCCGUUCCAGGUAGUCAGCCUCCAGCCGUAUCAGCCACUCAAAGCUAGGGAUGUGGUAAUUCAUAACCUCUGUUUUAUUGUCUCUGGUGUUCAAGGGAAUAUUGUCAUGUUGUCAGGUCCUCUUUUGUGCUGGAUUUGUCUAUUGAACAUUGCAGGUUAUUCGAUCAUGACAAACGGAUUUGUAACAAUCUGGAGUAAUUAGGUUUGCUGUAAUGUAGCGAUGCAUUAUUAGGCCUGUGUAGACAAUGGAUUACUGCAGCACUGGCUGCCAUGUGAAUGUUGUCUGUUGGCCGUCAAUGUAGCCUAUAAUUAACUACUUGGGGGCAAGCCACAGAUUUUGGUGAACUUUUUGCUUAUAAACAAUCUUUCACUUUGUAGCGGA